CCUGUAGGUACUAAAUCUGUAGUUGGCAUAGCACUAUCCACCCCACUAUAACGUGCCGAAGCACGCUAACCUUAGGUACCUAUUUGUAGAACUACCCCAGUACGUAAUGCAGUCCAGUCCCUCGUGGCCGCGCGAACGGUCGUCAUUCCCACCCAGGUAACGCUGCGCAUGACCAUGCCUCGUGAGCUUCAUUUCUUUCCCUUUAUAUACUUCAAUAUAAGUGCGUAGGUUGCAUAGUGCUUCCAUUGAUUGAGCUAUGCGCCACGCAACUCGCUCGCCAGCCUCAUCGUCAGGGUUGCUGCCGAUGCCCGGGUCUCCCUCCGCCUCCUGGGCCCUCUACAAGGCUCGCCUGGCCUCGGUCCUGCACAGUUCCGAUGUCCUUGUUCUCGUCGCAUUCUGGCUCUUCGGGCUGAUCAAUAAUGUCCUCUACGUCGUCAUCCUCUCCGCCGCUCAGGACCUCGUCGGCCCUGAAGUACCCAAAGGCUUGGUCCUCCUCGCCAACAUCCUGCCUUCUUUCUCGAUUAAGCUGGUUGGGCCUUAUUUCAUCCACAAGGUGCCUUAUUCGAUACGCAUCAUCGUCUUCGCCGCUGUCUCGUCCGUCGGCAUGUUCAUGAUCGCAUUCGCACCUGCUGACGAAUCCGUCGCUGUUAAAAUGGUUGGAGUCAUGCUCGCAAGCUUGUCUAGCGGAGGUGGUGAACUGAGCUUUCUGGGCUUGACGCAUUACUACGGUCACAUCAGUCUCGCGGCGUGGGGCAGUGGCACCGGUGCGGCUGGGUUAGUUGGGGCCGGUCUCUAUGUUUUGCUGACCGACUGGCUUGGUUUCAGCGUCAAGAAUAGCCUUUUGGCCUCCGCCUAUCUCCCUGUCGUCAUGCUGAUAAGCUUCUUUCUCGUGCUUCCGAGACAGCCCCUGCGAGAUGCCGCGAAAGCCCGGGAAUACCAACCCCUUCAAGACUCGGAUGAGCCUGAUUCGCGAAUUGCUCAUGACGUACCGACGGCCAAUGCUGCCUCCAGCCUUCUCACCCCUAGCUCUCACGCUGCUUCUGGCAGUGGAGAGGAUACGUGGUCGAAGAUUGUCGCUAAUCUGGGCCGAGCCAAGUCUCUAUUCUUCCCUUACAUGCUUCCAUUAUUCCUAGUCUAUAUUGCUGAAUACAUUAUCAACCAGGGCGUAUCACCGACAUUGCUAUUCCCACUAGAAUCGACGCCGUUCAACGAGCUACGGGAUUUUUAUCCCAUGUAUGGCUUCCUCUAUCAAAUCGGCGUGUUCGUAUCCCGCUCGUCUAUCGCGUUUGUUCGAGUUCACCAUCUAUAUCUCGCGUCGUUGCUCCAGGUCGGAAAUCUAGUGCUAUUAACGCUGCAUUCAUUGUUCAACUUCAUCCCUAGUGUUUAUGUCGUGUUCGUCAUCGUCUUCUGGGAAGGACUGCUGGGAGGCGGUGUGUAUGUGAACACGUUUGCCGAAAUCAUGGAAAACGUACCCUUUGAGGAGAGGGAGUUCAGCUUGGGCGCCACGAGCGUGAGUGAUAGUGCGGGUAUCUGCAUCGCGGGCUUUGUGAGCAUGGCUAUGGAAGUCUGGCUCUGUAAUUACCAGGUUCAGCACGGCAGGGAUUGGUGUAAGAGAAUCAGGGUAGGAUGAAAAUACCAAUGUUUUGGCUAGAAAUCCAUGGUGAAAUUUAGGUUGCCAGGUUAGAAAGCCAGCCUCGUUGCAUAUGCUCAUUGUGAUAUGACUACAAUUAGAAGCGGAC
Xylaria bambusicola is the source of this 1739-nucleotide messenger RNA. Its product is annotated as Batten's disease protein Cln3. Gene Ontology annotation, cellular component: vacuole; membrane. Gene Ontology annotation, biological process: regulation of intracellular pH. The transcript has 3 exons. The record is from RefSeq and is a predicted model, not a curated record. The coding region runs from base 257 to 1630 and encodes 457 amino acids. NCBI's taxonomy places the organism in Eukaryota, Fungi, Ascomycota, Sordariomycetes, Xylariales, Xylariaceae.